Equus caballus (horse) is the source of this 4642-nucleotide messenger RNA. It is a transcript of the gene SNX18, whose product is annotated as sorting nexin 18. Gene Ontology annotation, cellular component: cytoplasmic vesicle; plasma membrane. Gene Ontology annotation, molecular function: protein binding; phosphatidylinositol binding. Lineage: Eukaryota; Metazoa; Chordata; Mammalia; Perissodactyla; Equidae. Gene Ontology annotation, biological process: mitotic cell cycle; plasma membrane tubulation; endosomal transport. The record is from RefSeq and is a predicted model, not a curated record.
GGCCCAGCGCGGCAGUCGGCGCAGGGAGCGGAGCGGCGCGGGAGUGCGCGCCGCCUUCGGGGCUCCUCUCGGCGCGCCAGGGCGCGGGGCCCGGACCCGGGGCGCCGGCACCAUGGCGCUGCGCGCCCGGGCGCUGUACGACUUCAGGUCGGAGAACCCGGGUGAGAUCUCGCUGCGGGAGCACGAGGUGCUGAGCCUGUGCAGCGAGCAGGACAUCGAGGGCUGGCUCGAGGGGGUCAACAGCCGCGGCGACCGCGGCCUCUUCCCGGCCUCGUACGUGCAGGUGAUCCGCGCCCCCGAGCCCGGCCCGGCGGGCGACGGCGGCCCGGGCGCCCCUGCCCGCUACGCCAACGUGCCGCCCGGAGGCUUCGAGCCCCUGCCCGCCGCGCCGCCCGCCUCCUUCAAGCCGCCGCCCGACGCCUUCCAGCCGCUGCUGCAGCCGCAGCAGGCGCCGCCGCCGAGCACCUUCCAGCCGCCGGGCGCGGGCUUCUCAUACGGCGGGGGCGCCCUGCAGCCGUCUCCGCAGCAGCUCUACGGCGGCGGCUACCAGGCCAGCCAGGGCAGCGACGAUGACUGGGACGACGAGUGGGACGACAGCUCCACGGUGGCCGACGAGCCCGGCGCGCUGGGCAGCGGCGCCUACCCGGACCUCGACGGCUCGUCGUCGGGGGGCGGCGUGGCCGGCCGCUACCGCCUGUCCACGCGCUCGGACCUGUCGCUGGGCUCCCGCGGCGGCUCGGCGGCCCCGCAGCACCACCCGUCGGGGGCCAAGAGCUCGGCCACGGUGAGCCGCAACCUCAACCGCUUCUCCACGUUCGUCAAGUCGGGCGGGGAGGCCUUCGUGCUCGGCGAGGCGUCGGGCUUCGUGAAGGAUGGGGACAAGCUGUGCGUGGUGCUGGGGCCCUACGGCCCCGAGUGGCAGGAGAACCCCUACCCCUUCCAGUGUACCAUCGACGACCCCACCAAGCAGACCAAGUUCAAGGGCAUGAAGAGCUACAUCUCCUAUAAGUUGGUGCCCACGCACACGCAGGUGCCGGUGCAUCGGCGCUACAAGCACUUCGACUGGCUGUACGCGCGCCUGGCAGAGAAGUUCCCUGUCAUCUCGGUGCCCCACCUGCCCGAGAAGCAGGCCACCGGCCGCUUCGAGGAGGACUUCAUCUCCAAGCGCAGGAAGGGGCUGAUCUGGUGGAUGAACCACAUGGCCAGCCACCCGGUGCUGGCGCAGUGCGACGUCUUCCAGCACUUCCUCACGUGCCCCAGCAGCACCGACGAGAAGGCCUGGAAACAGGGCAAGAGGAAGGCCGAGAAGGACGAGAUGGUGGGCGCCAACUUCUUCCUGACCCUGAGCACGCCCCCCGCCGCCGCCCUCGACCUGCAGGAGGUGGAGAGCAAGAUCGAUGGCUUCAAGUGCUUCACCAAGAAGAUGGACGACAGCGCGCUGCAGCUCAACCACACCGCCAACGAGUUCGCGCGCAAGCAGGUGACGGGCUUCAAGAAGGAGUAUCAGAAGGUGGGCCAGUCCUUCCGCGGCCUCAGCCAGGCCUUUGAGCUGGACCAGCAGGCCUUCUCGGCCGGCCUGAACCAGGCCAUCGCCUUCACCGGAGAUGCCUACGACGCCAUCGGCGAACUGUUCGCCGAUCAGCCCAGGCAGGACCUGGACCCCGUCAUGGACCUGUUAGCGCUGUAUCAGGGGCACCUGGCCAACUUCCCCGACAUCAUCCACGUUCAGAAAGGAGCUCUUACCAAAGUGAAGGAGAGUAGGCGACACGUGGAAGAAGGGAAGAUGGAGCUCCAGAAGGCUGAUGGCAUUCAGGAUCGCUGUAACACUAUAUCUUUUGCCACUUUGGCUGAAAUUCACCACUUCCAUCAAAUUCGAGUAAGAGACUUUAAAUCGCAGAUGCAGCAUUUCUUACAACAACAGAUAAUAUUUUUCCAAAAAGUGACACAGAAGUUGGAAGAAGCUCUUCACAAAUAUGAUAGUGUUUAAUGACCGGACAUCGGAUUGUGGACUUUUUUUCAAUUCAAGGAUAAUUUCUGCAGCAGAAUAAAAACUGCUAUCAAAGAGCUCUUGCCAACUAGCAGUGGUGGUACAAGGAUGGUUUUGUGUUCAACUGAAACUCGGCUGAAUAUAUAAUUAUGUAGGAAAGAAACAGUUAAUAUGGUUAUAUAAUAGAAACAGUACCACAUUUGUAACUAAAUUAUACUAUGUAUGCCUACACUACCAUUGUAACUUUUGGAAUAAUGAUUAUACUAUUUGCCUUAUUGCUUUUUGAAGUAUGGGUAUUUUAGUGCAUACUUUGUAGACCUCAAAACCCAUGAAGGGUCUCAAAGAAGCUGGCUGGACAAAAGCCUGCUGUGGAUGCCUUUUACUCAUAGAUCGGGAUUACCCCAAUUCAACCUGUUCUCUGUUUACAAACUCCAACUAGAGCAGCUAUGCGACUUUGUGCCUUUAGACUCUUGGUUUUUCAUUUCUCGCCCCUGCCCCCCCCUCCCCUUUUUAAGUAAUCACAACUUUUCUGAUUGAAAGAGUGAAAGGCCAGCGCAUACAAUGACAGACUGCUAGUAACCUCGUAGUGGCGCUGGGGGUGGGGUGGGAGGGUCAGCUGUCAUCAGAGUGCACAGCAAGUUUUGUCUCCUGAUACAUGCUGGUGAGCACAGCAAAGGGAGACUCGAUGCUCAUCUUUGGAUAUGAAGUCUAUCAGGGAAGAAAACGGUGCCACUCUACUCCCUUAGAUGCGAUGGUAGUCUAGCCUCUUCCCUCAAGUGUCCUGGAAACUUGGUGUGGAGAUUUGAAGGAACAUGUCUUAUAACACGGAGAAGGAGGAGUCGAAUCAGUUGGGGACACAAGCACAGAAUCAGUGACGACACAUACCUGGUUUUAGUUCUUAGGAGGGUUUUCCUUUCUUUUUUUUUUUUUAGCUUGGAGAUUUUCUUUUAAUAUUCAGUGUGAUUUUUUUUUUUUAAAUGGAUCUACACUGUUAACUGAUUGAGACUCCACUGUGAUUCACUCGUUUACUUAAAUCAAAAACUUUUCAGGGAUGUCUGUAAAAUUCAGUGUUAUACGUGAUGAAAAGUAGUGUUGGUUGAUCUAAGGAGGGACCAGAAACAAUUUCUACUAUUCCAAAUGCUGAAAGAAAAAAGUAAUUUUUUUUUUAAGCAUUGAUAAGCCCCCAGGACAUUUAACCUUAAAAAUUAUUUUAAAUAUGCUCUUUUAUUAUUGUAAGGGAAAUACAAAUGGCUGAUAAAUACCAAAAAGAUUCAAAAGCAGCUUAAUUUAAAAAGCACAAAGAGAUUCUGGCUUGAAAUGCCAAAAUCUCAAUGUUUUUAUAGUUGCUGAACUAAAUAAUGUGAUUCUUGAGUUUACACAUUUAAAAACUGUCACUGAAAGAUUAAAGUAUCUACUGUUUUUAUGAAGUCAAACUUAUGCUGCCUCAGAAAUCCCUGGGUAUUGAAGUGGUAACACAGAAGUAAAGAGGUCAGUUUGAAAUAUUUGGUGAGUCACAUUGAUUGAAGAAAAGGGUCAGUUUGCAGAUAGUCAUGAAAAGGAAAGGUUAUUGAAAAGAUUAGUCAACAGCACAUUUAUUCUAAAAAGUAAUUUCACAUGGGUUGAAUUUUUAAGAUCAGAGUAUCAUAAUUUUGAUCAAAAUUUUAUACCUUAGGUAUCUAGAGCCAGAUUUAACAUCAUGUGGCUUUGUCUCUACUACAGAUACGUGGAACUGUAACCAAAUAUAUUUUCUCUAAAAGGUCACUUUCUCUUGUUGAUUGUGAAAUACAGUUCUAUAAACAAAACCCAUAUAUAUAUAAAUGUUAAUUUUAUUACAGAAAUUUGGAGAUCAAUUAAUUAUAGCAUAUAAUUUAAGUUCAAGUCUGUAUUGGACAAAUAAGCACUAUGCUUUUCAAAUGAUUUGAAAAUCACUUUUAUUUGCCUCUUUAUUUUGAUGGUGGUUUGAUUUUUUUUUUUUUUUUUUAAGUAAAAUCACUAAACUUGUGCAAUGGUAGCAUGGAAAUUAUCUGAGGUGUCUUGUAUGUUUCUGCUUUAGCCAGCGUGGACGUAGCUUAAGUUAUAAAAAUGAAAGAUUAAAAUACAAGGAAGUAGAAGUUCAUGCUGCCUAUGUAGAAGAGAAGUUUUGUUCUUCAUAACUACAUAACAUUAUAAUGCCACUGAUUCAUGAGGGGUUUAAAUUAAUUAUUAGUGUCCAUAUUUUCUUCUAAGAUCUUUAUUUCUCUAACGUUCUUGGUCCUAUUGAAACAUUUCAGUAUAUAAAAAUACUGCAAUGUUAAUACCCAAGAGAAAAGCCAUCAUAAUGUGUAUGCUGGUCGUCAUGAUCAGUGUGGUACAAUUUUUAAAAAUAAACUAUCACGCCCUGCAUGCCAUUAUUUGUCUUUAUUUCUGUAAUUUAUAAUUCUGAUAUAUGAUGUAUUACACCAUGAAGGUGUGCACUUGAGCCUGGUUUUGCUGUUUUAAUGACAGAGGGAGUCAUUUCUGUGCUGUGACCGUAAUGCGGGGAGCCUGGUUCUGCAGCCGUGCAGUGUAACCCCAGUGCUCUUCAGGCUGUUGGAUGAAAAGGUACAGUUUAAACCCAGAACAAGGGAGCACAUUCGAAAGUGAAACGUAGAGUCAGCGCACGCUGGCUUGAAGAGG